Amblyraja radiata (thorny skate) is the source of this 4211-nucleotide messenger RNA. RefSeq names its product growth hormone receptor. NCBI's taxonomy places the organism in Eukaryota, Metazoa, Chordata, Chondrichthyes, Rajiformes, Rajidae. The record is from RefSeq and is a predicted model, not a curated record. Gene Ontology annotation, cellular component: external side of plasma membrane. Gene Ontology annotation, molecular function: cytokine receptor activity; protein binding. Gene Ontology annotation, biological process: cytokine-mediated signaling pathway. The coding region runs from base 25 to 2406 and encodes 793 amino acids. The transcript is spliced from 13 exons.
CUCCAGAUCAAUUUGGAUCCAACAAUGGCGGCACUCUGGUUAAUCUGGUACUUCCUGGCUGUGGUUUUCGUUGACUCUGUUUAUUCUUCAGAUGGGCCUCGGAUCACGGAAUGCCGCUCUUCAGAACAGGAGACCUUCACGUGCAGCUGGAGCGCUGGGCAUGGCCGGAAUCGUACCGACCGGGGACGGCUGAAGUUCUUCUACACAGAGGGGAAAAGUCCCAGCUGGAGGGAAUGUCCAGAGUAUAUCGCCAGAGAAAACCGCUGCUACUUCAAUCAGACCCACACAUCAGAGACCGAAUACUGUGUUCAACUAAAGUUGGAUAGCAUCACACACGACCAUCGGUGCUUUGUACUCGCUGAAAUUGUAAAGCCAGACACCCCAAUCUCCUUGAACUGGUCGCUCUUGAACAUCAGCCAGUCGGGGUUGUUCAUGGACAUACAGCUGUGGUGGGAAGUUUCAGCUGAGCUUGAUGCCAGCUCUGGCCACAUCCCACUCAAAUUUGAAAUCCAGUACAAGCCCAGCGACACAGACACGUGGAAUGUGAUGGAAACCUUGCCCGGCCAACCUCCCCCACAGCCGCUGUACAGCUUUGCCACAGGGAAGCAGUACGUCAUACGACUGAGAUGCGUUUACUACGACGUCGGCAAUUACAGUGAAUUCAGCGACGUUUUAAGAGUCUUCCUUCCGACACCGCAAUCAAUAGGAGUUCCUUUGGAGAGGCCGAGCAUCAUUGAGUGCCGCUCACCAGAGCAGGAGACCUUCAUGUGCCGAUGGAGCGCUGGCAAUUACCAAAACCUGACUCAACCAAGGCAGCUCAGAUUCUUUUACACAAAGGGAAGCAACGCGGAUUGGAGAGAAUGUCCGAAUUACUUGCCUGACAGGGACGCCUGCUACUUCAACCAGACCUACACCUCCAUCUGGGUUUCAUACUGUGUCCAGCUCAAGUCUGACAUUCAGGACCAGAACAUCAUUUUUGACAAACGCUGUUUCUCCAUUGAUAACAUAGUGAAGCCGGACCCUCCGAUCUCCCUGAACUGGACUCUGCUGAACAUCAGCCAGUCGGGACUGCUCGCUGACAUCCAGAUGUGGUGGGAACCUCCGCCGACCGCAGACAUUAAAAACGGCUGGAUAUCCCUGAAGUAUGAGAUCCAGUAUAGAACCAGUGAGAGUGGCCACUGGGAUGCAAUCGAAGCAUUCGCGACCUCCCAUCCGGUUUAUGCUCUGGGCACCGGCAAGAGUUACGAGAUCCGUCUACGCUGUAAACAGAUCGCCAACGGGGAGUUCAGCGAGUUCAGUGAGGCGUUGAGCAUCUUCAUCCCAGCACCUCCCUCAGCAGAAGAAACAGGCCUUUUGUUCAGGCUAAUCCUGAUUUUCGCUUCAUUGGGCACAACCCUGAUGCUAUUCUUGGUCCUCUACACCAAGAACCAAAGACUGAAGCUGUUCUUUCUGCCGCCUGUUCCUGUGCCCAAAAUCAAAGGAAUUGAUUCAGACCUUCUUAAGAAAGGUAAAAUGGAUGAAGUGAACUCGAUCUUCGCCAAUCACCUGAGCUACAAGUCGGACCUGUACAUCGACGACCCGUGGGUGGAGUUCAUCGACGUAGACCUGGACGAGGCGGAUGGGAAGAUGGAGGUGCUGGACACGGACAGGUUGCUGGGGCCGGGCAGCCCAAAGGUGGACAGCGGCCUGAGCGCCAAGGACGACGAUUCUGGCCGCGACAGUUGCUACGAGCCGGACACUGCCGAGGCGGGCUGCAAGGAGACGGGCGGCCAGUUGGCGGGCUUUCAGCUGAAGGCCGGAGGCGGGGACGCGAUGGCCGCUGGAGGAGAUGGCGAGGGUGGGGGGGCGCUCGGCGAGGAGCCCCGGCGCGGCAACGCGGAGCAGGCCCAGGCCGCUGGGUGUAGGCCCAGGCCGCCUGCCAAGAGUGAGCCGGGCCCAGCGGCCGGGCCCAGCCAGCCCGGCAACCACAACACGCUCGGCAAAAUGGACUUUUACGCACAGGUAAGCGACAUCACCCCCUCCGGGGGAGUCCUCCUCUCCCCAGGGCAGCAGAGCAAAGCCGAGCUGCUCCCCGACAAAGGACCCUCGGCCGACCCAAAGGCAACUGGGGCAGGCAAACGCAGGGAGGACGACUGCUCCUACACCUCGGAAGGGGACAUGAAACAACUGUGCGGUGGCAACGUCGCGGAGAAAAGCCUUAACCGAAACAACUAUUUCACCACGGACAUCCUUGCCAAGCUCGGAGAUACGAGGCGGCCAACAUUACCUGUCCCGGACUAUACCUCCAUACACAUGGUGGACUCUCAGCAGAGCCUGUUGUUGAACCCAAACGUGCUGCCCAGCAAGUGUCAGGCCAGCCUGGCUGGCUACCUGAUGCCUGAACAACUUGGCAAUGUCAUCCCCUAACCACACUGUACCUCCAGCAGCCCCAGUGCGAGCAGAGUUGUCCCACCGACCGUGUACAACGAUAUGAAAGUAUUAGCUCAUGGAAACACACACACACACACACACACACACAACGGUACAACCAGUGAGAAAUGUUAUAUGACAAAUCAAGGCUCAGAAUUAUUUUUAAAUGUCAGCUAUAUUUGUUAGUGAGAAAAGGCUGUAUUUUUAUAAAGCAAAAACAAUUGCCAUGGCGAAGCUGGAACGCAAUUGGAAGAAAGUUCUCAGUCGGGUGGACUUGGAAGCCUGUUCUUCGGCAAGAUCAGUUCUGGAAUUCUGGUGAAUGCCUGCUGCAAAUUUGGGGAAUCGGGGAGAGCAGCAAAUGCCCUGAAUCCUUGCAUUCCCGAAGCUUCAGCCCCCGCCGAUGGAACUGAAUGUACAAUGCGUUUCCACCGCUGUUUAGUGCUUGCAGCCAGCCAUGGACUACGGGGGCCGCAAUCGACGGUCUGAAAACAACAGUGCUCGCAGCGGCAACGUCACCGCCGCCCCCCUAGAGGGGCAGACUGCAGGAUCCUUCUGCUCCCUGUCAACGGGAAUGACAGGAGGAUCAAACAGAAGCUUUACGUAAACGAGGCGAUCUCAGGAACAAAGCUAAUAUCACUAACACAGCACCCUUAAAGGGAAAGUAAACAUGUGUAACGAGGCUGCUUAAUAGAGAACAUGAGGGGAAAUUCACUCUGCAAAAUGCUCCCUCUGAUGGGACUUAGACGACCAGGGAAGUAUUGACCUGUUCAAUGCAUGGUAUGGGAGUGGAAUUAAAUGAAACAAUGCAGUGCCAACCUAGUUAUUAACUUAAAAUCUCUUCUGCCUUCUACUCUAGCCAACCAAUCCUCUUAGCAACUUCUUUUGCACGGAAAUGCUCUCCUGCAUAUCAGCCAUGUUCCUCCACUGCCGUUUAUAGUGAAGUUGGACAAACUCUUUGUACCCCGCUGGGGAUAAAAUCAUCAAGGAAUCCCAAACUGGGUUCUGGAUAUGGCUUUCAGUGCUUUCAACAAGCACAUGAACAUGCAGGGAAUGGAUGGAUACGGAGCACGUGCAGUGUUAUAGAGUCACGGAGUCGUACAGGGGGAAAACAGGCCCUUCAGCCCAACUUGCCCACACUGGCCAACAUGUCUCAGCUGCACUAGUCCCACCUGCCCACGUUUGGUCCACAUUCCUCCAAACCUGUCCUAUCCAUAAGUUGUGGCUAAUUUAGUUUGGCGUAGUUGAGGCCAGUUCAUUGGCUAUAUUUAAGAGGGAGUUAGAUGUGGCCCUUGUGGCUAAAGGGAUCGGGGGUAUGGAGAGAGGGCAGGUACAGGAUACUGAGUUGGAUGAUCAGCCAUGAUCAUAUUGAAUGGCGGUGCAGGCUCGAAGGGCCGAAUGGCCUACUCCUGCACCUAUUUUCUAUGUUUUAAUGUUUCUAUGAUCAGCACAGAUAUUGUGGGCUGAAGGGCCUGUUCCUGUGCUGUACUGUUCUGCGUUCACAGUAAAGGCUCUGUCCGUUCAACCCUUGUCUAAGAUGGUGGUCUGUUUGAAUAGUUGAUUGGGCGGUAACCUCACUUGGUCCGCAGUGGGAUUAGCGUAGUCAGUGGGAUCUUUGACAUGGGCUGCAGUGGGCGUUGACGGCAAACCUUACAACACAGUAUGGUGGCGCAGCGGUAGAGUUGCUGCCUCACAGCUCCAGAGAUCCGGGUUCGAUCCUGAACACGGGGGCAUGUCUGACUCGCCCCGCUCAAUGCGACAUUUUGCCAGAAAGAAAUUUGGUCCCGGUACUAAAAUGUGAAAAA